Plectropomus leopardus (leopard coralgrouper) is the source of this 615-nucleotide messenger RNA. The record is from RefSeq and is a predicted model, not a curated record. Lineage: Eukaryota; Metazoa; Chordata; Actinopteri; Perciformes; Serranidae.
UACGCCAGCCGCAUCGUCAGGUGGCUGACGAGCCAGCAGAACUAUUACGGAGGCUUCUCCUCCACACAGGACACUGUGGUGGCUCUUCAGGCUCUGGCUCUUUACUCCACUCUGGUGUUCAGUCCAGAGGGUUCAAGCACAGUGACGGUCCAGUCUCCCAACGACAAGCUGACGUUCAAGGUGAAUCAGAACAACAAGCUGCUCUACCAGGAGCAGGUGCUGAAGGACGUUACAGGAAAGCACCACCUGACAGUGCAGGGCACUGCGUGUGUUGCAAUGCAGAUUUCUCUUCACUAUAACGUCCCAACUCCGACAGAUUUCACAGCCUUCAGGGUCGAGGUUAAAUCCGAGGCCGACUGCAGCAGCAGGAUGCCCAAACUCACUCUGAAGCUCAACGCCCUAUACAGGGGAAGGCAAAGUUCUACAAACAUGGUGAUCCUGGAUAUCAAAAUGCUCUCUGGAUUUAUCCCAGACCCAGAGUCCAUAAAGAGCCUCAAAGUUGCCCCGAUGGUGGAUCGAGUUGAACAGAAGGACGAUCACGUUCUGGUGUACAUUCAGGAGGUGAGUCGGCAGGUUUCCAUUAACACUUGAAUUGUGCAAACUGAGAUUCCUUAU